This is a messenger RNA of Exophiala oligosperma, 1468 nucleotides long. RefSeq lists its product as uncharacterized. Gene Ontology annotation, biological process: protein quality control for misfolded or incompletely synthesized proteins. Bases 42 to 1361 code for a protein of 439 amino acids. The record is from RefSeq and is a predicted model, not a curated record. Gene Ontology annotation, molecular function: misfolded protein binding. The transcript has a single exon. Gene Ontology annotation, cellular component: i-AAA complex. Lineage: Eukaryota; Fungi; Ascomycota; Eurotiomycetes; Chaetothyriales; Herpotrichiellaceae.
ACAUCACAUCGUGCUAUACGUAUAUUUGGACUGUUUGCAUCAUGAACAGCCCUUUUUCUCGUCACUUCUGCCGCAGCCUCAAGUCUGGAAGGAAGAAUGCUCGCAGCGCAUUUUCCAAUGGCUACCACAGCGCAGCCACCCCAAAACCUCUCCGUCGACAACAGCAACGCGAUAUUCCUCGCACGCAAACGAGAACGGCGAAAACAUAUACGAGACCACCAAAUCGAUUCGAGAAGAUGGUGAUCGAUGCCCGAGUGCAACACCCUAUCCUUUUUCCAUUCCUUCUGAUCGGUUGCUUCGGGUCUGUGUCUAUGCUCCUGGUCAUGGCAUACAACGAGUACAAAAAAGAUAAACUCCACACGACGGACUACCCCCCUGAGGUCGAAGAGAGACUACGUCUUGCUCUACACUAUACACAUAUUCAGCCCGACCCAGAAACGUCGGCGAAGUACUUCCUGCAGGCUAUCCAGAAGGCAGAAGAAGCCGGCAUGGAUCCCCUCAAGCCUGACGCAUUAGGAAUCCGGAUACGCUUCUCGCAGAUGUGGGAAAACUUUGGACACAUCAAGUCUGCCAUAGAGAUUCUCGAUGGGAUGGUCAAAGACGUGCAGCAAAAAGUCGCUGAAAUUGACGAAGGACGGGCCGGAGGUGCAAUGCCGAGCGAAGAGGAGGAAGCAACGAGGAGGACUCUGCUACGGGCAACGAUCCAGGCAAAAGUCAAGCUGGCAUCAUUAUAUGAAAGCGACUAUAUGCAAGACCGGUCAAUGGCCAAGCAAGUUCUCUCUGACGCUGUUGGUCUGGUGGUCAAGGAGACAAAAGAUCCUCAGACGAAUGGCUUCACGAAUGACAACAGCGCAGGCAUGACGACAGGCGAGAUCGCCGCUAUGCUAUCACAGAUGGGAGAUCUCUACGCCACCACGGGCGAAGAAGCAAAUGCACUGCAGGUCUACAUGUUGACUCUGCAACCCCUACGAGCCUCGUGCAACGGGACUAGAUCCUGCAAAGAGGCCCAAGUGCUCAGCAACAUUGCCUCGACGAUGGAUCUGGCGCUCAAGAAGCCGGAUGCGAAGAUCAAUGGCAGACCAGCGACAAAGUCUUCCUUAGCUGCCGCUAGAAAAGCAGCCAUCAAUUGGGCAGACCAGGCCAUUGCGACAACAGAGGCUGUCGAGCCUGAAGAUCGUGACGAUAUUUGUGAGUUGGCGUCACUGUCAGCCCGCAUGACUCGAGCAGAUUUGCUGUUGGAAAGCGGCGACAAGGCCGAGUCGCAAGAAGCUUUUGCAAAUCUACUGCCGAUUUUGAAAGAGAAGAAUCUCCUGCCACUCAUUCAGGUAGCGGAGGAGGGGUUGAAAAGAGCUGCGAGUUAAGCUGCUCAGCCUCGGUUCUCCUAACGCCAUGGAUGAGACCACCCUUCACUUUGAAACAUAUAUACCUGUAUAACCAAUUCAAAGGAUGUGACUACCCGCGACGAAAC